Molecule: messenger RNA, 2142 nt
Organism: Drosophila eugracilis
Lineage: Eukaryota; Metazoa; Arthropoda; Insecta; Diptera; Drosophilidae
Product: acyl-CoA Delta(11) desaturase
Exons: 4
Coding region: 351-1733 (460 amino acids)
Biological process (GO): unsaturated fatty acid biosynthetic process
Cellular component (GO): endoplasmic reticulum membrane
Molecular function (GO): stearoyl-CoA 9-desaturase activity; iron ion binding
Source: RefSeq, a predicted model, not a curated record
CAUUUGGCUACGAUCAUUUGUCUACGGAACGGCGCCGCGUUAAGUUCGUUAGACGCGGAAAGGAAAGGAAGUCUUAGAGCCCCUUAACCAAAAGCCCCCUUAACUCCAUAAAACGAACCGCGUCCGCAGAAGUGACUGUGUGUCUUUGGAAGAAAGCCAAACUCCACCUCCGACUUUGGGCCAAGUACUCCGGCAAUUAGGGCCCCCGAGUGUUUGUGUUAAGCUGUGAAGAAAGUUCGGCCAGUGUGCGCGCGGCAGUUACGAAACGCGGUUUCCGCCGGCAAACCCAAAAAAAACAUAACCCGGGUUCCAGCAGUACACAGAGGAAUAAAUAUCUGUGAAAGCGAAAAAUGGGUCACCUGUCGACCUCGGAGCGAGUGUGCAGCAAGACGCCGGCCAUUUCGGGGGAAUCGAGUCCCCCGCUAGUGGCCAGGAGAUCAAAGUUGCCCAACGCUGAUGCCCAGCAGGUGCGACGCGGCGAGGACUCCUCUCCGGAGUUGCCGCCCCGCGCUAAGCUGCAGUUGCCGCAGAAGAGGGAGGAACCCCAGCGAGCAUUGAUUCCCAAGGAAAUAGCCAAGCAUGUGCCAAAGGACGCCAUCGAUCUUGAGGAGUAUACACGCACCUUCGUCGGAGAUAAAGUACUGGGAUGGCAGUUCCAGGCUCCUCUGAAGUGGGAUAAAGUGGUCCAGAUCUCACUGCUGCACAUCGCGGCUCUAAUCUGCCUGCUGACCUAUCCGCUGCGAAACCUCAACAUGUACACCACCAUCUGGUCAUUCUUCGUUGGCGGCGUGGCUGGAUUCGGAGUUACGGCCGGAGCCCAUAGGUUCUGGACUCAUCGGAGCUACAAGGCCAACACAGUGCUGCGAUCCAUUCUGAUGGUCUGCUACUGUGUGGCUGGACAGAACACCCUCUACGAUUGGGUUCGGGACCAUCGAGUUCAUCAUAAAUAUUCCGAGACGGAUGCCGAUCCUCACAAUGCCAACAGGGGCUUCUUCUUCUCCCACGUGGGAUGGCUGAUGAUGCUGAAGCACCCGGAUGUUCUCCGACGUGGUCGUCAGAUCGACAUGAGCGAUAUUUUGGCUGAUCCCGUGGUGCGAUUCCACCAGAAGUACUUCAUCCCUCUGAAGACCUUCUUCUGCUUCAUCUUGCCCACCGUGAUCCCAGUUUAUUUCUGGGGUGAAACCUGGACCCUGGCCUUCAUUCAGCAGUGCCUCUUCCGCUACGUGAGCAGCCUCAACUUCACCUGGUCUGUGAACAGUGCCGCCCAUAUGUGGGGAUCCCGCCCCUACGAUAAGCGGAUCAUGCCAAGCGAGAACAUCUACGUGUCCCUACUGGCCAUGGGUGAGGGAUGGCACAACUACCACCACGUCUUCCCCUGGGACUACAAAGCAGCUGAGCUGGGCAACUACACCGUUAACUUUACCACCAUGGUGCUGGAUGCCUUCCAUAAGCUGGGAUGGGCCUGGAACAUGAAGCAGCCAUCAAAGGAGUUGGUGCGUCGCACCCUGGAGAAGUACGGCGAUGGCACUCAUUUCUCCCAGUUGGGAGGUCCCGAAGAAUUCCAGGAAGGAGUGGUGGCUGGAGCCACCAUGGUGGGUCAUGUGCACUAUGCCGAGGUGCCAGAUCCGGAUCUGGAGUACGACGCCGAGUCCAGCAGCACGGAGAGCGCCAAGCUAGAUGAGAAUGAGAACGAGGGCGAGCGGAUGAAGAAGUCAAAGAAGGCGGCCAACUAGGGAUCUCGAUGAUCGGGAUACUGGCGUCCAGGCAUCCAGAGAUCGAGAUGGGCUCGCGGAUCACUGAUGGGAAGGAUCGCCACUUAAUCUUGCGUCUAUGCGAGGGCGGGACAUAGUCGAUAAUCGUUUUUUAAAUUAAACCCUAUUCUAUUCUAUCAUUAUCUAUAUCCUCACACCUAACCAAGACACUUGCACCGCAAUGGUUAACACUCACACAACGACACCCACAUCCACUCAUUUUCGUAUCUUCAUUUGUGUAGGUUUAGGUAUUUAGCAGAUAGCACGGUACGACAUAAGUUAUAAGUCACACACAAAUUUACAUAUAAACGACAACAACAAAAUAUGCUCUCCGUCCGAGACAAAUAAAAAAAAUAAAUAUUUACAAAUAAAAACAAUUCAAAAAUCCAAA